AUGGAACUUCUCACAAGAGUAGCAUCAGACAUCAGAUCAAAUCAAAAUGAAUAUGUCCAAUUUUUCGAAACAGGAACAAUCCCAAUUCCCCUUAAUCUAAUACAAGUAAUGGGACAAAUGACCGAUGAAUCAUAUACCACCCUAGUGCAAAAUACGGUAGUUAUGUCCCAAUUGGAUAGUGUGGUGUCUCAAUUACCUUGGUAUAAUUCUCGAAUUGCAGGUAAAGGUAUUCCAUCUGUUACUGCUGCGGAUGUGAGUGUGAGUGCAGCUUCGGUUUCUGGAAGUGAAAGCCAUGAAAAUGCUGCUGGUGGAGUUUAUAUGGGUCGUUCUAGUGGGAUGUUUGCCUCUUUUGCUGGAAUAUUAUUGGCUUUGAUUUAG
Messenger RNA from Hemisphaericaspora subhashii, 378 nucleotides. RefSeq lists its product as uncharacterized. The transcript has a single exon. The coding region runs from base 1 to 378 and encodes 125 amino acids. NCBI's taxonomy places the organism in Eukaryota, Fungi, Ascomycota, Pichiomycetes, Serinales, Debaryomycetaceae. The record is from RefSeq and is a predicted model, not a curated record.